Agelaius phoeniceus (red-winged blackbird) is the source of this 1545-nucleotide messenger RNA. It is a transcript of the gene GATA6, whose product is annotated as GATA binding protein 6. Lineage: Eukaryota; Metazoa; Chordata; Aves; Passeriformes; Icteridae. The record is from RefSeq and is a predicted model, not a curated record. Gene Ontology annotation, molecular function: zinc ion binding; RNA polymerase II cis-regulatory region sequence-specific DNA binding; DNA-binding transcription factor activity, RNA polymerase II-specific. Gene Ontology annotation, cellular component: nucleus. Gene Ontology annotation, biological process: epithelial cell differentiation; negative regulation of transcription by RNA polymerase II; cell fate commitment.
AUGGCCGUGGCUGAAGGCGGCUGGUGCGCGGUGAAGCGGUGCGCUGCGGACGCCGGCGGUUCCUCCUGUCCCUUCGCGACCAGGGAGCCGCGCCCGUCUCCUCCCUCGCCUUCCUCCUCCUCCGGCUCCCAGGGUGAACGCGGAUCCUCCAAGACUCCUCGGCCGGAGACCGACGGCAGCCACCGGCCGCCCCCCGCCGCCGAGGGCAGGUCGCUGCUCGCCCCCUACGUGCACUUCGGGACCCCGCACCCCUCCGGCCGUGCCAGCUGGGAGGACAUCCUGCUCUUCGCGGACUUAGACCAAACCAACAAGCUGAUCUGGUCCAGCCGCGGCCCCAAGCUGAGCGCCCUCGGCGCCGAGCAGCCCGAGGAGAUGUACCAGACCCUCGCCAUCUCGGCCGCCCAGGGCCCCACGCCUUACGACGGAUCUCCGGGCGGCUUCAUGCACUCCACGCCCAGCUCGCCCGUCUACGUGCCCACCACCCGCGUGGGCUCCAUGCUGCCCACGCUGCCGUACCUGCAGGGCAGCGGCGCGGCCCAGCCCAGCCACCCGGGCGGCGGCCACGCCGUCUGGUCCCAGCCGGCCGCGGAAAGCCCCUCGUACAGCAGCGGCGGCGGCUCCCACCCCUCGGGCCGCUUCCCCUACUCCCCGAGCCCGCCGGUGGCCAACGGGGCCUCCCGGGAGCCCGGCGCCUACAGCAACAGCCUGGGCGCCAGGGACCAGUACAGCCCCCUGGCCCGGCCGCUCAAUGGCUCCUACCCGGGCCCCUACACGUCCUACGUGGGGCCGCAGCUCGCCCCUGCCUGGCCCACGGCGCCCUUCGAGAACUCCAUGCUGCACUGCCUCCAGGGCCGGGCCGCCCCCAUCCCCGUCCGGGCACCCAGCGCAGAGCUGCUGGAGGACCUGUCCGAGAGCCGGGAGUGCGUCAACUGCGGCUCCAUCCAGACCCCGCUGUGGAGGAGAGACGGCACCGGCAACUACCUGUGCAACGCCUGCGGGCUCUACACCAAAAUGAACGGCCUCAGCCGGCCCCUCAUCAAGCCCCAAAAGAGAGUGCCUUCGUCGCGGCGGAUGGGCCUGUCCUGUGCCAACUGCCACACCACGACCACCACCCUGUGGCGCAGGAACGCCGAGGGCGAGCCCGUCUGCAACGCCUGCGGCCUCUACAUGAAGCUCCAUGGGGUUCCUCGGCCUCUCGCUAUGAAAAAAGAAGGAAUCCAGACAAGGAAGCGAAAACCUAAGAAUAUAAAUAAAUCAAAGGCAUGCUCUGGUAACAGUACUACUGCAGUUCCUAUGACUCCGACAUCCACGUCUUCUACCAACUCAGAUGACUGUAGCAAAACUGCUUCUCCCGGCGCACAGCCUGCAGCCUCCGGGGCGAGCUCGUCGGUGAUGUCUGGCCCCGGAGAGAGCACCAGUCCUGAGAGCAGCAACCUCAAGUAUUCAGGUCAAGAUGGGCUGUACACAGGAGUCAGCCUGAGCUCCACGGCCGAAGUGACAGCAUCUGUGAGGCAGGAUCCCUGGUGUGCCCUGGCUCUGGCGUGA